Monodelphis domestica (gray short-tailed opossum) is the source of this 5342-nucleotide messenger RNA. NCBI's taxonomy places the organism in Eukaryota, Metazoa, Chordata, Mammalia, Didelphimorphia, Didelphidae. The record is from RefSeq and is a predicted model, not a curated record.
UUCCCUUCUUCCCUUCUUCCCUUCUUUCCUUCUUUCCUUCUUUCCUUCUUCUUUCCUUCUUUCCUUCUUUCUUUCCUUCUUUCUCUCUUUCUUUUUUUUUAAUAAACCCUUACCUUCCAUCUUGGAAUCAAUACUGUGUAUUUGUUCCAAGGCAGAAGAAUGGUAAGGACUAGGCAAUGGGGGUUAAGUGACUUGCCCAGGUUCACAUAGCUAGGAAGGAUCUGAGGCUAGAUUUGAACCUAGGGCCUCCCAUCUCUAGGCCUGGCUCAAAAUCCACUGAGCUACCCAGCUGCCCCCUAGGUCUAGCAUUCUAUCCAUUUUGCUAUCUAGGUACCUCUUGAUAUAUUUUAAGUAGAUGUGCCAUGGAAGUUUCUUGAGCAGAGGAGUAACAUGAUUAAGGUUAUACUCAGGCCAAUGAAUCUGGUUGUCCUGGCCAGGAUGAACUAAAGGGAAAAGCCUUUCCUAGUUAAAGAUGAACUACUGGGGCGAAGACCUGCCCUGUAGUAUGAUAGUCCUUUUAAAUGUUUAUUAUUUUGUGGAAUAUUUCCAAAUUACAUGUAAAAUUUUUCUUAAUAAUUUUUUAAUAUGAUUUUUAAGGUGCUAAUGGAUAGAGAGCCAGGGAUACAGCCCAGAGAUCCUGGGUUCAAAACUGGUUCUCAGACACUUCCUAGCUGUGUGACCCUGGGCAAGUCACUUAACCCCUCCAUACCUAGUUCUUACUACUCUUCUGCCUUGGAACCAAUACACAAUACUGAUUCUAAGACAGAAGGUAAGGGCUGGAAGGAAGGAAGAAGAAAGGAAAGAAGGAAGGGAAAGAAAGAAGAAGAAAAAGAAAGAAAGGACCAUUAGAUUUGUCAAUUAAGAUAAUGUUAGUAACUUUAGAGAGAACAGUUCAGGGGACUUAGCCACAAAAAAGAGAAGAGAGAUAUGGGACUAUGGCUAGCAGGAAUAGAAAGAUCAAGGGAGGGUUUUCUGAGGGUGGAGAAAACAUGGAUGAAUUUGUAGGCAAGAGGGAAGCAUCUAGUAGACAGGGAGAGAUUACAGUUAAAUGAUAGAGUACAGCUGAGAGACAGGGCAAUCUUCUGAAGAAGAUGAGAUAGAUGAAUAUAAUAACAUUUUAUUACAUGGUAGAAAGAACAAAUAUCAAGAAUACAAGGAAAAAUAGGAAAUCAUAUGAAGUGAGAUAGAAUGAAAAAAUUAAACAAUACAUAUACACUGACUAUAAUUAUUUCAGGAAUAGUAAAAUCAAUAAAAUCCAGAAAAAUCUCAGGAAAAUAGGGCUCAAAAGGGUAAAAAAAUAUACAUAUUACAUAUUUCUAAACCCUUACCUUCUAUCUUAAAAUCAAUACUAAAUAUCAGUUCUAAGUCAGAAGAGUGACUUGCCCAGGGUCACACAGGUAGAAUGUGUCUGAGGCCAGAUUUGAACCCAAGUCUCUAGGCCUGGCUCUCUCUCUGCUGAGCCACCUAAGUCACAUAGUACAUUUUAAAAAUAAAUAAUGGGCUUUUAUUUUUGCAUUUGAUUUUUUUUAAAAAAUGUUUAUUUGUGUAUUUAGGUACAUUUUUGGACCUGCCAACAUUUAUUAAACAUCUAUUCUGGGUCAAGGACUAUACUGGUGUAAUGAAAGAACUGACCAAUGAGGAUCCACUCCUUUAAGCAUCUGUAGAUAUUUCCCUGCCUGGUUCCUGUCUAAGCAACCACUUGGAAAGCUGGUGAUCUGGCCAUGUGUGAUCAAGUUGCUGCUGUGUGAAAAUGAAGUCUUCUAAUUGGCUGAGGAGCUGAAAGGACAGAUGAUGCAGCAUGUGCCCAGCCAGAAUUGAGUUAAAAUACAAAAGGGUCUUAACUAUCUUUUACACUUUUUCUUCAGGCAUUGAGUGAGGCAAGAACUAUUGUGAGCUACUGGAUGGGAGAGUGGAAGCAAUUUGCAUUUCCUACUCAGCUGCCACCAGCACUCCGCAUCCUGGUUUCUUUUGCAUUGUUCUUCCCUAUCUUAAGUGAAUGGGUGUCUUUCAGUGGGAUCCUUCAUAGACAACAGCAAGGUCACACAGUAACCUUAUGAGCUCUAUCAGAGCUGCCAGAGACUCCACCAACAACCAGAGGCAGCAGCAGAGUCCACUAGGAGUAGCACUGGAGCCUCAGCAGACACAUGGGGAAAGCGAAUUACCCGAGGACUAGGGUGGCUUCAGGAGCACGACUCUUGAGGAGAGAAAGACUGUCUGUAGACCAUCAAAAGCAUGGACACUUGAACCCUGGUAGAAAGCUAUACCCGAGGGGAAAAGACCUCACAAAGGGGAAAAAAAGACUCCCAAGGCCAAGGUUUAAAUGAAUCACUCUCUGCUCUAUGUGGAUACACAUGGGAGCCCCAUCUUAACAUUUGUUACAAGCAGGCAACCACAGCAUGCUCAAACCCAACCCGAUGUGGGGAUCUUUACAUUAGCCUUAAACGAGAGUCUUGGCUUCUUCAGAGUGACGCAGGGUGCAAACUCUAAGAGAAGUUGGCCAUCCUUUGGGAAGAGUUUUCUCUUGGUCCCAGUGACUUGCCGUCGUGACCCACAGAGCAAUUGACAGUCCGCUGCAAUGGCCGCGGGAGCGCCCGAAUCCCAGUCGCGAUUCGGCCACUCGGUGAAGGGGUUGCUCACCGAAAAGGUGAAUGCCUGCGGUACCGACGUGAUCGCCCUUACCAAGCAGGUGCUGAAGGGCUCACGGAGCUCAGAGCUGCUGGGUCAAGCAGCGCGAAACAUGGUACUGCAGGAAGAUGCCAUCUUGCACUCGGAAGAUGUAAGGAGCGUUUUCUUUGAAGAGUUGGGUUGUCUAAGGACAGCGUCGCUGUGUCGCUGCCAUGAAGUGGACGGUUAUAUUUCUGUGUGUGUUUGUUUUCUGUUCACAGAGUUUAAGGAAAAUGGCAAUUAUAACCACUCAUCUUCAGUACCAGUAAGUACGGGGUCUGUGCCACGGCCUCCGGAUGCUGCUUCGUCAUUACCCUUCACUUCUUUCUCUCUGCUUUUGGGAGUCAGCACAAUUUCCACGUGUGCGUGUGCGUGUGUGUGUGCGCGCACACAUGUGUGAUGGUGGUGUUGGGGGCAACUUCAAAGUGUGCUGACUGGAAAAGAUCCCCAAAGCUACAGAGAAAGUUGGGGAGGUGGGCAAAGAGGAGGGGGAAAUCUCUGUAGGGACAGUCUGUCUGUGCCUGCUCGUGAUCUCCCCGGGGCAGCCACAGGGGCAGGAGGGGUGUUGGGGGGCCGAGGGGCCUGGUGGGAACGAUGGGAAGGAAGCAUUCCUUGGCUUGGGACUUUAUCCCUGUGGUUCACACUGAAGCACUCGUGUCCAGGACGUACAGAGCACACUCAUAGGUUAAAAAAAAAUACUACUAUGUAUUGGUUCUAAGACAGAAGAGCAGCAAGGGCAAGUAGACAUUGGGGGUUGUGACUUGUCUAGAGAAUCAAACUGAUAGGCCAGAUUUGAACUCAGUACCUCCCAUCUCUAGGUCUGGUUCUCAAUCCACUGAGCCACCCAGUUGCCCCCACAAAUGAUUUUUUAAGAGAUCCUCCCCACCCCACCCCCAGGAUUCCUAAAAUGAUCACACGGUAGUUUUAAUAAACCUCAUUUAUUCUUCCUCCUAUUUGCUUCAGUUUCUUUUUUUCUGUUUUGUAGCCUAGCCUAGGAGGAGGACAUUGGGGUGCUUCUUUGUUCCCUUUAUUUCCUUUGGAGGAAUGUUCCAUUGCAUUUGAGCUUCUGUGACUCACCCACCGUACCCACGUGGCUGUUCUCUGGGCGGACGUCCCCAGGGUGAAUUAGAGCCGAGGCCCAUCCCACGACAGCGCUGGCUGGUGCCCGAAGGACAGGAUGGGGGUCGGGGGUGGGGAGCCAUCUUGGCAGCCAGGAUGCCCCAGGCAGGAGCGGGAUCCUUUAGAAUGACGGCACCAAAGAAGGCGGCAAAAACUGGGCUCUUAUUUUACUCGUGCGAUUCCUCCCCUGUUCACUGAGUCGGAAUAUAAUUCUUAUUUUCCUCUUCUUUUUCACUGAGGCAAGAAGCUAUCCAGAAGAAGUAAGUCAUCCCGGGGGCCUGGGGUGGCCUGGGGUGGGGAGGGAGCAGCUUGGCUUGGAGCAGCUGGGGGGGGGCAGAAUUUGGGUCACUACAGGCUGGCUCAGACGCCCCUAAAGAUGCUCAUUACUUCCAUGCUUGCUGCUCGUUGGGUCCUAACAGUUUAUGCAAACAGCGUCUAAAACCAAAUUUAAUCAUUUUUAAUUGGCAGCAUCAAUUCCGUACUAAUGGAUUAUGAGCAUUUGUUGAAUUGAAUUGUUUAAUGGGCUCCAGUGAAUAAAAUUGUUGGCUCUGUAAGCCCUUUGCCAACCAGGAAUAUUUCUUUCAUCCUAUUCAAAGCACUUGCUCCCUGCUACAUAAUAGGCACUUAAUACCUUAAAAAAACCUUCCCUUCUGCCUUAGAAUCCAUGCUAAGGAUCCAUUCCCAGGCUGAAGAGCAGUCAGGGCGAGGCCAUGGGGGUUAAGUGACUUGCCCAGGGUCACCCAGUGAAGAGGUGUAGGAGGUCAGAUGUGAACCCCCUUAUCUCUAAGCCUGGCUCUCUCCACGGAGCCACCCAGCUGCCCCAAGAAAUGCUUCUUCGCCAAUCGGUCAGGGAGAUAAAAUGUGCCCCCUGCAUCCUGCUUAUAACAUUGAUGUGUUUAGCAAAUCUUUUCCCCUUCCUGCCACUGGCAGUGCCAGGAGCCGAGUCCACUGCCCCAAUAUGAGAACUCCCGAUCGAGAUUGGGAGGAGGGGGAAGAGGUCUCCAGGGGACAGAGAAUAUUUAAAAAUGAAAGUGAAAAAAAAAGUUUGUUUACCAAAUGAACCUUUUUCUCCAUCUGAUUUGCAGUGUUGAACUGUCUUCAAACCUACAGGACCAGCUGAAACACUUGCUGAAGUGAAACGACAUCUGGAAAGCCCCAAAGCGCAUUUCUCAGAGCCUUGCUUGGUGCUGCCCAGCUUGUAUCCCCCCAUUUACGGAGGAGAAAUUUUUUAAAAAAUUAUUUAUUGAAUGAAUUAAUUUAGAUUAUUUUUCCAUGGUUCCAUGAUUUGUGUUCUUUCCCUACCCCCUCCCAGAACCCACAAGCCAUUCCACUGGGUUGUACAUGUGUCAUUGUCUGAGAAGAGAAUGGUGGUGGGCUGCCGCUUUUCCCCAUAUUGGGGGGGCUUCUCUCCCCACCGAAGGGCCACAUCAAAGGCAAAACACCAAACCCAUGGCCAAACUCAGGAGGACCAUUUGGUUCUGCAUGGGCCAAACUGCUCCCUCUCCUGGAAUUCUUCAUUUACUCUGUUUUAAUUUUAAUAAAACCCGAAUUAAGAGAAA